Saccostrea echinata is the source of this 1415-nucleotide messenger RNA. RefSeq names its product fructose-2,6-bisphosphatase TIGAR-like. The coding region runs from base 79 to 1200 and encodes 373 amino acids. Lineage: Eukaryota; Metazoa; Mollusca; Bivalvia; Ostreida; Ostreidae. The transcript has 6 exons. Gene Ontology annotation, cellular component: cytosol. The record is from RefSeq and is a predicted model, not a curated record. Gene Ontology annotation, biological process: positive regulation of DNA repair; negative regulation of programmed cell death; regulation of pentose-phosphate shunt. Gene Ontology annotation, molecular function: fructose-2,6-bisphosphate 2-phosphatase activity.
UUCAAAGUUUUGAAUCUUUUUAUACACUGCCUAAACACUGGAUAGUGGAUAAGUUGAAGCAGCGUUUUUACGAUACAAAUGGUUUACUUCUCAUUUACAAUAGUUAGGCAUGGAGAAACAUCAUACAACAGAGAAAGAGUAAUUCAAGGUCAGACUGACAUUCCGUUGUCAGGUAUUGGACAUGAACAAGCUCAUCGUGUGGCAGAGAGACUUCAGAAUGAACAGUACAGUCACAUUUUUUCCAGUGAUUUGUCGAGGGCUCAAGAGACUGCGGAAGCCAUUAUAAAGAGUAAUGCAGCCAGUAACUGUCAGCUCAGUUUGGACAAAAGGCUCAGAGAGAGGAGAUUUGGAGAAUAUGAAGGGAGGCCUUCUGAGGAGUUAAUGGAGGCUGCCAAUAGAAUAUCUCCUCAUUCGUGGACAGACUUCAACCCUCCCGGAGGUGAAACUCUUCAACAGGUGCAUGACAGAGCCAUCUCAUUUUUCAAUGAUCUUUGCAAAAAACUAGUAAAUGAAAAGUCAAAUACAAAAAAUGAAAAACGAAGUCAUUCUGAGAGUGAAUCAUUAUAUUCUAGUCAAGCAGUAGGGAAUAAAAAAUCAGCCAAGUCUAUAAAAACUGCCUCUCCUAAGACAAUUCAAGGUAGAGUGAUGGAUAUUGGAGAAAUUAUUCUGCCAAACACAGUUACAAUGGACAAUAUAAAUCUAGUUACAAGUGCAGGUAACUCUAGCACACAUGAAGAAAAUGACAAAGAAUUUAUUGUUUUUCAAGAUGAUACUAAUUCUGAAAGUUCUGGAAAAUCAAAAAAGUUUGAAAAAUCGAAGGAUCAUCUUUCAACAAAAUCUCAGUGUGACAAGAAACAUAAUGGUUUUACUGCAACAUUUCUUCAGAAAGGGAGACCUUUAAAAGAUUUUAUCAGUGACGCUGAAAGUAUGGAGGAAUGGCCCACUGUUGCAGAUGUUCUUGUAGUCAGCCAUGGGGGCCUCAUCAAAGAACUAGUCAAGUUUUUUAUUGAAAAACUGAAUUGUAAAAUGCCAGCAGGCAACAGAAAUGGACUGCGAAUCUAUCAUAACUGCAGCGUUUCCAAAUUCCUUGUGUCUUUACCAAAUGAGAAUCGUUCUGACCGUAGAGUCACUUGUUUAUUUUCAAAUAGCAAAGAACAUUUACAGGGUCUAGGCAUUGAGUUUGCAGAAGGGAAAUACUGAAAAUGACUCUUAACCCCAACUGACCCUCUUCCCCUCCUUCACCCAUAUUUAAUGUUUAAUUGGUCCAAAAUAUAUAUUUUAAACAAGAGCAUGAAUUAAUAGGACCUUUUUAGACAAGCUUGAUAACAAUUUUGUGUGGGAGUUUUAUAUAAAUUGUUAUAAAUUUAGAAAGUAUUUUUAUAAAUCUUAUUUUCCAUAAAUCUUAAUAGAGAAAU